Trichophyton rubrum CBS 118892 is the source of this 1584-nucleotide messenger RNA. RefSeq lists its product as uncharacterized. The transcript has a single exon. Gene Ontology annotation, molecular function: sphingomyelin phosphodiesterase activity. The record is from RefSeq and is a predicted model, not a curated record. Gene Ontology annotation, cellular component: cytoplasm. Bases 1 to 1584 code for a protein of 527 amino acids. Lineage: Eukaryota; Fungi; Ascomycota; Eurotiomycetes; Onygenales; Arthrodermataceae.
AUGGCCACCCAGCAAUAUAGCGAUGAGUCGCCUCAUAAAAUCAACAUUAUCAGCUUCAACUGCUGGGGCUUGAAGUAUAUCUCCAAGUUCCGCCGUGAGAGACUGUUGGAGAUCGGCAAACGCCUCGCCAACGCCGAUUUUCCCCCUGAGAUAGUUGGGUUACAGGAAUGCUGGACCCAGGAAGAUUACAAUGCGAUCCGCAACGAAACUAGACACAUCCUGCCCUAUGGCAAAUUCUACCAUAGCGGAAUUUUUGGUGGAGGAUUGGCGAUUCUGUCGAAAUGGCCGAUCGAGGAAAGCAGUAUGUUCCAGUAUCCGCUGAACGGACGGCCAACGGCUUUCUUUCGAGGGGACUGGUUUGUGGGCAAGGGAGUGGCGUACGCGCGAAUAAGGAUUGGACCAGGCUCAAAGGAUGUUGCUGCGGUGUUUUGUACGCAUCUUCAUGCCCCCUAUGAGCGGGAGCCGAACGAUUCCUAUAUCUGCCACCGCACGGCCCAGGCGUGGGAAAUAGCUAAGCUAAUGCGUGGCGCUGCAGAGAGAGGGCAUCUGGUUAUCGGUCUUGGAGAUUUCAACAUGCUUCCCUUGUCCUUUGCACAUCGCCUGAUCACCGCCCACGCCCCAGUGACAGAUGUAUGGCGCUACCUUCGCCCAGAGUCGUCUAUCGGUGCAGCCAUAGACGACGUUGAAAUUGCGCGUAACAAGCCAAUUCCCAGUGCAGACUUUAAUAUACUUGAAAACGGGGCAACUUGUGAUGGAGCCUUCAAUACAUGGCGGUGGUCCAAAGAAGACCAGAAACGGUUGGCUCGAGAGGGCCAUAUCAGUGUUGAUGGCAGUCUACCAGACCCAUAUGCAAAGAGACUGGAUUAUAUCUUCGUAGGGAAUGGGUCAUAUCUCAACCACACUGACGACGUCAUCCCAUCCUCAUCGUCGUCAUGGAAAUGGAAUAUUCACUCUGCCAGGGUGGGCAUGAUGGAGCGUCACCCAACACUUCAUUGUUCUUUGAGCGAUCACUUUUCAGUCGAAGCCACUGUUGUCAGAGCCCAUCCACCUGUCUGCCGGACUGAAAGGAAACCGUCCAGUGAUGCAGAUGAUGAUGAGAAUGCUCCAUCUCUUUACUUACCAAUCCAAAGUCACACUGGCCCCAACACAGCCAUCAAUGAUUAUGCUAUAUUACGACAGACCUCUAAUCUGCCUCCAGAAGUCACCAAAAAACCAGUCCCUGCCUUAUCUGCUGAUGUAUAUGAUGAUGUCUUGGAUAUGAUAUCUGUCUACAUGGUACGAGAACGGUUCCAGCGACGAGCAAGGUUAGGCCACUUCCUCAUCUCGAUAGCGGUGUCCAUUGGGUGCUUUAUUGGAACAUGGUGGACACCUCAUCCAUACGUUUCGUUUAUCCUCUGCCUUGUCAGCACGCUUAGCCUGUCUGCCGGCGUUAUUGACGGUCUAAUUGGUGGAUUAUUUGUCAGUAGUGAGAUACGGGCACUCAAGGAGUUCCAGUGGGAAAUCAAGAACACCAGACGGACGGUAUUAGGCCUAGGCCUAGAUAUAGAGGAGGAUCUUAGGUCGCCCAAAAAGAGUGCUCACUAA